Molecule: messenger RNA, 1815 nt
Organism: Sesamum indicum (sesame)
Lineage: Eukaryota; Viridiplantae; Streptophyta; Magnoliopsida; Lamiales; Pedaliaceae
Product: small ribosomal subunit protein bS1c
Biological process (GO): translation
Cellular component (GO): chloroplast stroma
Molecular function (GO): mRNA binding; structural constituent of ribosome
Source: RefSeq, a predicted model, not a curated record
CCAAUAGCUGCCGUACUGAACCUUCCCCUUCCCCUGCUCUCUGUUUCUGUCUUGUAUCUUCGCAUCUAACCCAGACUACUAUUUGUUUAGCCAGACCCACACUUCUAGCAUACUACUAUUUGUUUAGCCAGACCCACACUUCACCACUGUGUGUGUGUGUGGAGUUUCUGAUAAUACGAGGAAGAAUAGAAGAUGGCAUCGUUUGCACAGCAAUUUCGUGGGCUGAAGUGCCCACCAUUGAAUGACAAUAAAUUUUCUACCUCGAAGAAGAAUCAAAAUCAUUAUCCGCCGUCGCUGCCAAAAAAGACAAGUGUAAUAUCAGCAGCUGCGGUUGCUAUAGCAAAUGCACAAACAAGAGAGAGAAUGAGGCUUAAGGAGAUGUUUGAGGAGGCUUAUGAAAGGUGCCGCACAGACCCUAUGGAGGGCGUGGCCUUCACCGUUGAAGACUUUUAUGCUGCUCUCGAUAAAUAUGACUUCAACUCUGAACUUGGUACCAAGGUCAAAGGAACAGUUUUCUAUACAGAUGCAAAUGGAGCACUAGUUGACAUAAAUGCAAAAUCAUCGGCAUACUUGUCUCUAAGAGAGGCAUCCAUCCACAGUAUCAAACAUGUGGAAGAGGCUGGUAUAGUUCCUGGUUUACGUGAAGAAUUUGUAAUUGUUGGGGAGAACGAAGCUGAUGAUAGUUUGAAUGUGAGCCUGCGCUCAAUCCAAUAUGACCUUGCCUGGGAACGGUGUAGACAACUUCAAGCUGAAGAUGUUGUUGUCAAGGGUAAGAUAGUUGGAGCAAACAAAGGUGGAGUGGUGGCAAUGGUAGAGGGCCUUCGUGGUUUUGUACCAUUUUCACAAAUCUCGAUGUUAAUUAGAAGGCUAUCAAGAGGUCUAGUGAAUUUGUUUCAGAAAUCAACUGCAGAGGAGCUUCUGGAAAAAGAACUUCCUCUUAAAUUUGUGGAGGUUGAUGAGGAACAAUCCAGACUAGUUCUCAGUAAUCGCAAGGCCAUGGCUGACAGUCAGGCACAGCUUGGAAUCGGUUCUGUUGUAAUUGGAACUGUUCAGAGCUUGAAACCAUAUGGUGCCUUUAUUGACAUUGGUGGAAUUAAUGGCCUUUUGCAUGUCAGCCAGAUCAGCCACGAUCGUGUCUCAGAUAUUGCCACAGUUCUUCAGCCUGGUGAUACUUUAAAGGUUAUGAUUCUAAGCCAUGAUCGUGAGAGAGGCCGAGUGAGCCUCUCUACUAAGAAGUUAGAGCCCACUCCUGGUGACAUGAUUCGGAAUCCCAAGCUAGUUUUUGAAAAGGCAGAAGAGAUGGCUCAGACUUUCAGGCAAAGAAUAGCUCAAGCAGAAGCCAUGGCUCGUGCUGAUAUUCUAAGAUUCCAACCUGAGAGUGGAUUGACACUGAGCUCAGAAGGGAUCCUAGGACCCCUGACUUCUGACCUGCCGGCAGACGGUCUGGAUUUAAGUGAUAUCCCACCAGCUGAAGAUUGAAGAAGCUGCAUAUUCUCUACUUUUGUAUCCCAGCGGUUUGGCAGAGUGUUUUGGACCUUUCAGCUGUGUAGGACUUAUCCUUGUUUUUUCGAGAUGGAUCUCUGAGUUCUGCAUUGUUCAUCUCAAUGUCUAUAUCUGGCGCUUUUCUUUUCUUUUACAGCACCGUGGGAAUGUUUUUGCCAAUCCUAGAAGACCAAAGAGAGAGAAGAUAACUGCCCGAGCUUGGUAUAUCAAAUACGUUGUUAUCACAUCUCAGCAGUUUGUUUACAUCUUCGUUUUACUUAACUGAACACUUGUCAUCUUUUCCUUAAAUAUUGAACCACUUUGCAAUAUAUA